GAGAUAAUCACAGAAGAAGAGAAGAAGAAAAAAAAAAACAAAGACCCUUUUUCUUUCUUGCCCAUGUCUCUUUCCUUAGUGAAGAAACACUCUGUCUUGCAUCUGUGAGGAAAUUUGAGAUCAUUUCUUUCUUCCCAGCUGAAAGAGGAUAAUCUGUCGGUUUGUGAAGGAUGGCUUGUAAGGGUUGUUUGGAAUGCUUAUUAAAACUACUGAAUUUUAUACUCACUCUUUUGGGUCUAGCUAUGGUGGGUUAUGGGAUCUACUUGUUUGUUAUCUACAACAAGUCAACAUCAUCAUCAUCUUCUAAUGAUUCAAUCUCAGAAGCAAUUUCAAGCAAUGAUAUGAUGAUUUCUAGUCGACCAAUGCUCAUUGGAUUGUCUUUGUCAAGCAGUUUUAUUGAUAACAUACCGAAAGCUUGGUUCAUAUGUGUAUUUGUCGGUGUAGGGUUCGUUCUAUUUGUAGUAUCUUGUUUCGGUUGUAUUGGAGCUACAACAAGGAACCGAUGUUGUCUAACAAGUUAUGCAGUUCUGGUUAUCUUGCUUAUCUUGAUUCAACUAGGAUGUGCAGCUUUCAUAUUCUUCGAUAAGAGCUGGAUCGAUGAAAUACCAACUGAUAAUACUGGAGAUUUUGAUAUGAUUUAUGACUUUCUAGAUGAGAAUUGGGAUAUUAUUAAGUGGGUUGCUCUCGGUUUUGUUAUUUUUGAGGCUGUUCUUUUUGUAUUGGCGCUUAUAGUAAGAGCUACGAAUAAACCAGUUGAGUAUGAUAGUGACGAAGAAUAUAUUGGUGGGGAAAGACAACAACAAAACCGACAGCCAUUGAUUAACAGGCAGCCAGCUCCUCCGGCCACUGGAGUACUUGUUAAUACUGCUAGCAGAAAUGAUGCUUGGAGUACACGAAUGAGAGAAAAGUAUGGUUUGGAUACUUCUGAAUUCACAUACAAUCCGGCUGAUCCAACCAGGACACAAGCAGCUGAAGGAACGCAGGCGCAGACGGAGGAAAAGCGGUGCUGCGCGAUUAUGUAACUGGCGUUUAAAUUUGGUAUUGGUUUGGUUUAUUCAUUGAAUGGUGUUUUGUGAGAAACCGAGAGUUUCAUGUUUUUUGUUGUACAAAACACAAUUGAGUUUUUUUUUUAUUGCAACUUAUUUGUUUUAGCUUAA
Molecule: messenger RNA, 1157 nt
Organism: Impatiens glandulifera
Lineage: Eukaryota; Viridiplantae; Streptophyta; Magnoliopsida; Ericales; Balsaminaceae
Product: tobamovirus multiplication protein 2A-like
Exons: 7
Coding region: 171-1022 (283 amino acids)
Cellular component (GO): membrane
Source: RefSeq, a predicted model, not a curated record